Messenger RNA from Alligator mississippiensis (American alligator), 3917 nucleotides. RefSeq names its product mitochondrial E3 ubiquitin protein ligase 1 (gene MUL1). Gene Ontology annotation, biological process: organelle organization; protein ubiquitination. Gene Ontology annotation, cellular component: mitochondrion. The coding region runs from base 424 to 1491 and encodes 355 amino acids. The transcript is spliced from 4 exons. NCBI's taxonomy places the organism in Eukaryota, Metazoa, Chordata, Crocodylia, Alligatoridae. Gene Ontology annotation, molecular function: ubiquitin-protein transferase activity. The record is from RefSeq and is a predicted model, not a curated record.
GUCCUCCUCCCGCACGUGGGCAGUCGGGUCCCCGCGGUGCGGCCCGCCCCUGCCCUCAGCCGGGCCGCAGUGCGCGGGCGCCGCUCGGCUGCUCUCGGGGGCGCUCGUUUCUCCGCCGGAGCUCGUCUCACCCCGCAGCCGCCGGGCAUACGGGAACCGGCGCCCCCGGCUCCGGCCUGGGGGAUCAGUCGGAUGCUCUGGGCCGGGACACAUCCCAGCCCAACACGGCGCCCGGUUCUGCCCCGUGUAUUUUCGGAUCAAAUCCACUGUCAACAUAGUCUUCGCAAGCUCCCCACCGACGAGGUCUGUGCGCCCGCCGCAAAGCCCAGUGACCCGAGCACGGUUUCGUCUGCGACGAGCUGAUCGGCAGCAACCGCCCUUUUCUCCUCCUCCACAGGCGCCCGCGGGGUCCGACUGCUCGUGAUGGAGAGCGGGGGGCGCCCCUCGACAGGCCAGGUCAUUUUUCUGGUCACCAGUUCGGCGCUCACGGCGAUUCUGUACUCGGUUUACCGGCAGAAAUCCAAAGUGGCCCAUAGCCUCAAGGGAGCAAAGAAAGUUAAUCUAGACCAAGACUUGAAGAAUAUCCUUAGGGAAGCACCAGGAAAAUGUGUUCCAUAUGCCGUUAUUGAAGGUGUUGUACGCUCUGUUAAAGAAACUCUCAACAGCCAGUUUGUGGACAAUUACAAGGGGGUAAUUCAGAGACUGACGCUACAGGAGCAUAAAAUGGUUUGGAAUCGAACAACCCAUCUCUGGAACGACUAUGAAAAGAUCAUUCACCAGAGAACCAACACAACUGCCUUUGACUUGGUGCCUCAUGAUGAGUCAGGUGGUGUGGCAGUAAGGGUAAUGAAGCCCAUGGAUGCUGCAGAAAUCAGCUUGGAGACGGUGUAUGAGAAGUUUCACCCUUCUAUCCAGUCCUUCACAGAUGUGAUUGGCCAUUACAUUAGUGGCGAACGUCCCAAAGGCAUCCAGGAAACGGAAGAGAUGCUGAAGAUCGGAGCAACAUUAACAGGGGUGGGAGAGCUGGUCCUUGACAACAGCCUUAUCAAGCUGCAACCCCCCAAGCAGGGCAUGCAAUACUAUCUGAGCAGCCUGGGUUUUGAGGCUUUGCUCCAGAAGCAAGAAUCGAGAGUCAGGCUCUGGAAAAUUCUGACAGUCAUUUUCGGUUUCGCCACCUGUGCCACGCUCUUCUUCAUCCUGAGGAAGCAGUACCGGCACCGUCGGGAGAAGCAGCUCCUGCGACAAAUGCAAGAGGAGUUCAGGCAGACCCGGGAGAGGCGUGUGCGGGAAAUGAACUUGGACGGCGGGGAAGGCGUGGAGACUAUCAAAAAUGCCUGUGUCAUCUGUUUGAGUAACAUCAAGUCCUGUGUCUUCCUGGAGUGUGGGCAUGUCUGCUCAUGUGAUGAGUGCUACCAAGCCCUUCCAGAGCCAAAAAAAUGCCCUAUUUGCAGGCAGGACAUCACCCGCGUGGUUCCUUUAUACAACAGUUAAACCUUGGCUGAGCAGCUGUGUGUAAAAUGUUUCUGCUUUUAGGCCGGCAGUUGGCUGGCCUGUCUGACUCCCUGGGCAGCUGCUGUCCCUGGGGCUGAAAUUUUUUGAGGGUAAUAGAGAGCGGGUUGGGAAGCUAGUUGGGUACCCAGAACCCCACAGUAUAUAUUUGACUGAAGAAGAGGCAGAACUAUCCCAGGGGCUAUACUCUACUAGAGAGUAAGUCUUUAGGUAGCUCCAGCUUCAUUGUGGUUGCACUCCAUAGGCUUUCAGGGUGCUUUGUGCGGUCUCCAAAAAUGAGGUUUGCAGUAGCUAUGUUAAUUCCCCCCACCUAUCGUGCUGCCAGUUUCCUGUUGGUUAGGGCUGGGAUCUCCAUAGUCUUGAUUUUUGCAUUUAAGGAUUACUGUCUUGUUAUAACUGGGGCUGCCAUCACUGUGCAGUUUGCUGCACGUUCCAGUGACAGAAGUAUCUGGGGUAAAAAAAAAACGCUUUAAUCAGGAAGAGCUUCAUACAUUAUAGAUGACUGUUGUCAGUAGCAAGGUUCAAGUGAAGCUGUCAGCUAGUUUCACAGCCUGAAUGUAGUGCUAGGGGAUUUUUUUUUUUUAAAAAGGGCUCCUGCAGUGCUUCAUAUGACUUUAAUUUGAUCGAACAGUUACAGUUCUAUUGCUCUCUCCCAAUUCCCCAUCACCGUCACACAAAAUUUUGUGCAGACUCUUAACCUUUCCCUGCAGCCCUGGAAAUUCAUACACAGCUACAUUAUUCUAGCUUGAGAGCCAGAAAGUGAAAAUGGCUAGUCUAGGUUCAGUUGAGUCAGGUGGAAAAAAUAAGAAGUAUCUAUACGGUAAAAAAUAAAUUGGAUGUUGAUUAUUGAAAUGAAUCUGAAGGGCACGUGUUAGUAGUAUGGGCCGGGAAGCUGUUUUCUGACUUGCAUUCUUUUGUUUCGACUGUGUCCCCGUUGAAGCGUGAGCAGAGAUGACAGACUGGCAGAAGUGAUCAAAUUUGAGAGGCGAAUAGAAUCUCUUGUAAUUUUGGGGGUGCGGUUAUGAAAGUCUUUGAAGGCAAGCUCAUAAUAAACAUUGGUACUUUCUACUGCAAAGUGACACCCCCUCCACUUGACAAAAGCAGUAGUAGGAUUAUAUCCUGUAAGAUUCUUGUGUUAUCUUGUACAUAUGUAUUUCUUUUGCCUUCUGUCUGGUCUGACAAGUAAACAGAUUGGCCCAGCAACAUCGUGACAAGACUAUUCUAAAGGAUAAUCUUGAGUGAGAUCAGUUUUCUGAUGUAGUGUAUUUUGAAAUUUACCAUUAUGCCUUUCUUUGCUCCCUCCUUCCCAUUUUAUAAGCCGCACUGAUGAAACAUAAAUCACCCUCAAUAUUACUGGUUAAAGAUUACUGGUAAAAGAAGGGGCGCUCAUCUUCGCGCACUGAAUCCAGCAUAAGGUGAAACAUUGCUGCUACCACACUGCACCUCUUUGUAAUAGUGAUGGUACGAAAUAAAACUUAUCUGCCAAACAGAUUGUGACUCAAUGAAAUGGAGGAGCAACCACAAUUGAUCAAGGUGACACAGAGUUCAGUAUUUCCUUUGAAGGACAUCAAAUCUUCAGUGGGUGGGUUGUUGGAAAUACCUACAUAUAAUUUCAGUGCAUCCAACACCUUCAAUUACUACGUAGGUCCGUAGUAUAAAGAAGAUUGUUUCUUUUUAAACUGUCCUUUUGAGGACAGCAUUUCAUGACAGGUCUAGACAGAUGAUCCUUCUCCUGAAACUCACUUCAGGCAGGUAGAAGGUACUAAUUUAUGUAACGUGAUCUCAUUGACUAACGCUACUGUGUUAGCAAGUUGCAGCAAAGGAGGUUUAGGUUGGAUAUUCAGAAAAGCGCUCUCACUAGGAGGGUGGUGAAGCACUGGAACAAGUUAGUCAGAGAGACUGUGGAAUCUCCAUCCUUGAAGGUUUUUAAGACCCGGCUUGACAUCCAUCCCCGGCUGGGAUGACCUAGUUGGGGCUGGUCCUGCUUUAAGCAGGGGGUUGGACUAGAUGUGACCUCCUGAGGUCCCUGCCAACCCUCAUUUGUUGACCUCAGUGAGGGUUGACCCUCACUGAGCAGAUCAACUUUUCCUGUUAUCUGCCAGUGACCAUCUUCUGUUGGUUGUAAGCCAGGGUUUCUCUCAUAUAUAACAGGAGUCAGUGUUUAAGGGAAUGGAGCUGGUUAGAUUAGUUAGCAAGGGAAGUUGUUGGUUUGAAGUCAAUUAACUUACAAGGAGCUUGUCUUAGGGCUGCUGUGGCUUUCUAGGAGGGUGUCUUCUUUCAUUUUGGUGGGGUUUUGUUUUUGGUUGGGCGACUUGAGGCUUUUACCAGUCAUGUUUUAGUAGUUCAAGUAAUUCUAGUGUCCCUGGUAGGCACAAAUGGAAAAUUCUAAAUAAAAUAAUUGCACGCUG